AUGCCACACAUCACACAGGUGACGCUCAGCAUCGUUGCUACGGCGUUGGCAGUCUAUGUCACCUAUGAACUAUGGAAGCGCGCGCAACCUUGCAGCUCCGAUCCAGCGGAGCAGGAGGGCGGUGAUUCUCCACAGGAGCCACACACAACCGAAAUAGAGCCCCCAAAGGUCGAAAGUGACGCGCAGGGGGACAUCUCACGUGUCUACAUUUACUAUGGGAGUCAGACAGGGACGGCGGAGCGCUUCGCCAGAGCUCUGGCGCUGCAAUUGGCGGAGUGGAACGAAGCCUUCCGCUGCAAUGCAAUCAACUUAGAGGACUGGGAAGAUGAGAAAAUAUCGCAACCUGGAGCCACCGCCAUUUUCACAGUGGCUACGCAUGACGACGGCCUCUUCCCCGAUAACGCGACUGACUUUGUAAAAUGGUUGGGCAAACGUGGGAAGGAUGGGAGCGCCCUUCGUGGACUGCGGUUUUGCAUUUUCGGCCUGGGCAGUUCAGAAUACCCGCUGUUCAACCGUGCUGCUAAAACACUCCAAACGCUGCUUAAUAAGGCAGGGGCACAGGAAAUACUCAGCAUUGCUUUAGGAGAUGACGCCGGCGACUUGAAGGGCGAUUUCAACCAAUGGACCAUAAAGCUGUGUGAAAAGCUCGCUAAUGACUUUAACAUCCCCCCGCCACAAUUGAGCGUCCAAUCACGUGGGAAGCUGCUGAAGGUAACGGACUCAUGGAGAGACAAAGUUCCAUUGGAGCUAAGAUACGUUAGUAGCAGUCCCGCGGACCGUCCACGACAGCCAAAUAUCGCAAAUGUUGUGUGCAAACAGCAAUGGCAAUGCGUGGACCACGUAGUCUUGGAUAAUUUCAACAUGACACCGAAUGGUGACUCGCAAACGAACUGUCUGCGUAUUAAACCGGAUUCCGCAUUUAGCCCCGCGGAAACCGUCAACAUUCUCUAUGCCAACCCUCCUCAUGUCGUGAAGUAUUUCAUGGGCAAACUGAGGUUGAAGGAUCCGGACUUGGAUAGGGUUAUUACCUUCGUGCCUCGAUAUGGGUCAACGGAAACGCAGAUGGACUUCGAGCCUCCUUUCCCCGUGCCAUGCACAAUCCGCGAUGCGCUAUUAUACUAUCUGGACCUGACGGAGUUGCCGGACGAGGACGUUCUCGAAGAAAUGGGCACCUUCCUUCAAACAGCCCCGGCGUGUCAGCUGUUCAAUAAAAUGCUGAAUAGCAAAUCCCUCAUCAAAAGGAUGAGAGAGGAAUUGCACGUUACACUGCCUGAGUUUGUAGAAAUCUUUAUGGAAGAUGCGCUGUUCAACCUGGGAGGGUUUCUGCAAAUAGUGAAGAAAAAAGUACCCAAGGCGUAUACCAUAUCGUCGCACCCAAAAACCAACAGCAUUGACUGCACUGUUAAGCUGGUCACAUUCCCCAUCCACUCGUUCAAAAGCUUCCGAUCAUCGCUCAAGAAAACUGUGGGAUACAAAGUGUCACCCGCGGCGGGGGAUUUCUUCGUCAGACAACGUAACUACGAAGGAGCAUGCACGCACUAUCUUUGCUCUCUAAAGCAAGGGGACAGCGUGAAACUGUUCAGGAGGCCCUCCGCUUUCAGCAGCGUCGAGGGAUUGGACGCAAGGCCCCUUGUCAUGAUAGCCAACGGUGCCGGGGUCGCACCUUUCAGGGCAUUCUGGCAGAACGGGCGCAACGAUUUGAAGCGUAUAUUAUUUUUGGGCUUCAGAACCGAAGCGCACAUAUUGUACGCAGAAGAAGUGGAACAACUAAAAGCCAUGCCAAACUACACGGUGCACAUUGCUUUGUCGAGGUCGAAGACUCCCAUGUACGUACAACACAUCUUAAGAAAGCACAUGGAGGAAGUUGUCGAUAUACUCAAAAAUGAUGGGGUAGUAUGCGUCUGUGGGAGUAAACCGAUGGGAGCCCAGGUCAAGGCCAUAAUACAGCACUUCACCAAGACCGAUAUAGCCGAACUUAAAGCUGAUGGAAGAUUUAUUGAAGAACUAUGGUAG
This is a messenger RNA of Babesia bigemina, 2013 nucleotides long. RefSeq names its product flavodoxin and oxidoreductase NAD-binding domain containing protein, putative. Gene Ontology annotation, cellular component: cytosol. The coding region runs from base 1 to 2013 and encodes 670 amino acids. The record is from RefSeq and is a predicted model, not a curated record. Gene Ontology annotation, molecular function: NADPH-hemoprotein reductase activity; flavin adenine dinucleotide binding; FMN binding. Lineage: Eukaryota; Apicomplexa; Aconoidasida; Piroplasmida; Babesiidae. The transcript is spliced from 6 exons.